AGCCAGCCAGCCCCCGGGGGCCCCCGCGAGGUUGCAAGGAUGACCGAAGGGGCGGAGGCGGCGGCCGCGCGUUGAGCGGAACCUGCAGAAGCCCUCGCUAUGGGGCCGCGCGCGCUCUCGCCCCCUGCCUCUCUGCGACUAAGGUGGCUGCUGGCGUGUGGCCUGCUGGGCCCGGUCCUCGAUGCCGGGCGGCCAGACUUUGAGCAGACCAAACAUCUGUCCUCCUAUGAAAUUAUAACUCCUUGGAGAUUAACUAGAGAAAGAAGGGAAGCCCCGAGGCCCAGUUCAAAGCAGAUGUCUUAUGUCAUCCAGGCUCAAGGAAAGCAGCAUAUUAUUCACUUGGAAAGAAACACAGACCUUUUACCUCACGACUUUGUAGUUUAUACCUAUGACGAGGAAGGCUCUCUGCUCUCUGGCCAUCCCAGCGUACAGAAUCAUUGUCAUUAUCGGGGCUAUGUGGAGGGUGUGCACAAUUCAGCAGUUGCUGUGAGCGCCUGCUCUGGACUCAGAGGGUUGCUGCAUUUUGAGAAUGCCAGUUUUGGAAUUGAACCUCUGCACAACAGCUCGCGUUUUGAGCACAUAUUUUACCCAAUGGAAGAUGUCCGCCAAGAGCCUCUGAGAUGUGGAGUUUCUAACAGGGACGCAGAGAAGGAAGCCAUGAAGGAAGACGAGGAGGAGCAUCCAAGCAUGACUCAGCUGCUGCGGAGAAGAAGAGCUGUUCUUCCGCAGACCCGCUAUGUGGAGCUGUUCAUUGUGGUAGACAAGGAAAGGUAUGACAUGAUGGGAAAAAACCAGACUGCUGUGCGAGAAGAAAUGAUUCGCCUAGCAAACUAUCUGGACAGUAUGUAUAUCAUGUUAAACAUUCGCAUUGUUCUAGUUGGACUGGAAAUCUGGACCGAUAAGAACCCAAUCAAUAUAAUCGGAGGCGCUGGCGAUGUGCUGGGCAACUUCGUGCAGUGGCGGGAGAAGUUCCUUAUAACGCGGCGCAGACAUGACAGCGCGCAGCUGGUUUUGAAGAAAGGCUUUGGUGGGACUGCAGGAAUGGCGUUUGUAGGAACAGUGUGUUCCAGGAGCCACGCAGGUGGGAUCAAUGUGUUCGGGCAAAUCACAGUGGAGACGUUUGCAUCCAUUGUUGCUCAUGAGUUGGGUCAUAACCUUGGAAUGAAUCACGAUGAUGGGAGAGAGUGUUUCUGUGGAGCAAAGAGCUGUAUCAUGAAUUCAGGGGCAUCAGGUUCCAGAAACUUCAGCAGCUGCAGUGCGGAGGACUUUGAGAAGUUAACUUUGAAUAAGGGAGGGAGCUGCCUUCUCAACGUUCCGAAGCCUGAUGAAGCCUACAGCGCGCCCUUCUGUGGUAAUAAGCUGGUGGACCCCGGGGAAGAGUGUGACUGUGGCACACCAAAGGAAUGUGAGUCGGACCCCUGCUGUGAAGGACGCACUUGUAAGCUCAAGUCAUUUGCUGAAUGUUCAUAUGGCGACUGUUGUAAAGAUUGCCAGUUCCUUUCAGGCGGCUCCAUGUGCAGAGGGAAAACCAGUGAGUGUGACGUCCCCGAGUACUGCAACGGUUCCUCUCAGUUCUGCCCGCCAGACGUCUUCAUUCAGAACGGAUACCCUUGCCAGAAUAGCAAAGCCUACUGCUACAAUGGCGUGUGCCAGUACUACGACGCACAGUGUCAGGUCAUCUUUGGUUCAAAAGCCAAGGCUGCCCCCAAAGAUUGCUUCAUUGAAGUGAAUUCUAAAGGUGACAGAUUUGGCAACUGUGGUUUCUCCGGCAGUGAGUACAAGAAGUGUGCCACUGGGAACGCUCUGUGUGGGAAGCUUCAGUGUGAGAACGUGCAGGAGAUGCCAGUGUUCGGAAUCGUGCCGGCGAUCAUUCAGACACCCAGUCGAGGCACCAAAUGCUGGGGCGUGGACUUCCAGCUUGGUUCAGAUGUCCCCGAUCCAGGGAUGGUGAAUGAAGGCACAAAAUGUGACGUUGGAAAGAUUUGUAGGAAUUUCCAGUGUGUAAAUGCUUCUGUCCUGAAUUAUGACUGUGACAUUCAGGAAAAAUGUCACGGCCAUGGGGUGUGUAACAGCAAUAAGAACUGUCACUGUGAAAAUGGCUGGGCUCCCCCACACUGUGAAACCAAAGGCUAUGGAGGAAGUGUGGACAGCGGGCCGACGUACAACGCAAAGAGCACGGCGCUGAGGGAUGGACUUCUGGUGUUCUUCUUCCUAGUCGUCCCCCUUGCUGCGGUCGCCAUUUUCCUCUUUGUCAAGAGAAAUGACCUUCGGAAAACCUUCUUCAGGAAGAAGAGGUCGCAAGCGUACGAAUCAGAUGGCAGAAGUCAAGCAAGCGUGUCUCGACAGUCUGGUGGUCCAAGUGUCUCUAGACAACCUGGAGGUCCAGGCGUCUCUAGACAGCCUGGGGGCCCAGGCGUCUCUAGACAGCCUGGGGUCCCUAGUGGCCCUCGACAGCUCGGGGGUCCUCAGCAUGUUCCUCCAGUCGGCCCAUCUAGAGAAGGUCCUAUGACUGCAAACAGAUUUCCAGUACCAACCUAUGCAGCCAAGCAGCCUCCCCAGUUUCCAUCAAGGCCACCUCCACCGCAGCCAAAAAUAUCAUCUCAGGGAAAUUUGGUUCCUGCCCGGCCGGCUCCUGCACCUCCGUUAUACAGCUCCCUCACCUGAUGUUAGGUUCUUAUUUUUCAGAAGUCUUCAGGGAACUGAGCAAAUGCUUUUUGUUUUGUUUUUGUUUUUGUUUUUGUUUUCCUGAUGUUUUCUUGAAAAGCUUUCUCUUCCAACUAUGAAUGAAAACAAACUACCACAAAACAAGCUUUAUUAACACAGAAACGGAGUGGGGAGUUGAGAAAUACAGGAACGUGCAGACACUCCAGGAGAUUUAGAGUUAACUUCCCAUUAUUAAAAUGUCUUCUUUGGUCAUUUGUGAGUUUAAUGCCCUUAACGUGGAUUAAGUUAUUUUGAACAUAUUAUUGUAAUGAUUCUCAAAUUAACUGUAUUGGUGUAAGAUUUGUCAUGAUGUGCUUAAAUGUAAUCCUGACUUUUUGACCUCAGUUUUCAUUAAUAGUUUCUGGUUGAACAUUUGAACAUGUAUUAACCUAGGAAAACUGACUAACUGCCAAUAAUGUCUACAGCUUCACCUUGCAUGGAUUAACAGCCAUUUAUACAGACUCCUGUCUCUUUCUCAUACACAAAAAUGCAGAUGUCCCGAAGAAGAAUACACAAGAACCACAAUUACUAGGUCGUGAUAUAAUUUGAAAGUUUGAAAUAUGGUGUGUAUUCAGUUAUUGGCUUCCAUUUUUUAUGAUCUUUCACGAAUAAUAACUAUGAUAAAAUUGAUUUAACACUAAAUCAGUCACUGGCUUCCAUUUUUUAUGAUCUUUCAACUCCAAUGAAUGGUAGAAAUUGCUUUAACACUAAAUUUUCUUUACACAUCACGUAAAGCAUUGUGGUAGAGUUGCUUUAGUUGAAGUGCACACUUUCCGGUACGAGGUGGUAGACUGAAGCAGAUAGGUGCCGAUUGAACAGAAGCAUGGAGAAUGCCUUCGCCAGGUGAGCUGUUAUAUUAAACCACUUGAGAAUUCAUGAGCACUUUAACUCUCAAAUCUGAAUUUCAAAGCUUGAUAUUGAGUCAUUUAGAAUGUUUACAUUUACUAAGGUGUGCUGGAUCUUAUCUCUUUUGACUAAUAUUUUCAUAAAAAUUAGGGUGGAGAGAGGAAGGAAGAAAUGAUUUCCUUAGGUAACUACAGACAUUAUCAUGGCAUCUGUGAGUUACUGUCUCAGCUGUAUUAAAAUGAAUUUGUACUUUGAAAGAAAUGAUAUUGACACUAAAAUUUUAAACACUUAAAUUUUUUCAUAAUCUUUCAUAAAGAAGUUUAAUAAUAGGUAUAUUAACUGAAUUUCAUUAGUUUUCUAAAAUAAUAUUUUGGUUUGUGUAUAUAUACAUAUUAAAAUAAAAACAUUUACAACAAAUAAAAUACUUGAAAUUCCUU
Messenger RNA from Peromyscus eremicus (cactus mouse), 3986 nucleotides. It is a transcript of the gene Adam9, whose product is annotated as ADAM metallopeptidase domain 9. The transcript is spliced from 22 exons. The record is from RefSeq and is a predicted model, not a curated record. The coding region runs from base 100 to 2664 and encodes 854 amino acids. Gene Ontology annotation, cellular component: plasma membrane. Lineage: Eukaryota; Metazoa; Chordata; Mammalia; Rodentia; Cricetidae. Gene Ontology annotation, biological process: cell-cell adhesion mediated by integrin; transforming growth factor beta receptor signaling pathway; membrane protein ectodomain proteolysis. Gene Ontology annotation, molecular function: metalloendopeptidase activity; integrin binding.